Molecule: messenger RNA, 2611 nt
Organism: Coffea eugenioides
Lineage: Eukaryota; Viridiplantae; Streptophyta; Magnoliopsida; Gentianales; Rubiaceae
Product: ferric reduction oxidase 6-like
Exons: 9
Coding region: 96-2327 (743 amino acids)
Cellular component (GO): plasma membrane
Molecular function (GO): oxidoreductase activity
Source: RefSeq, a predicted model, not a curated record
CCUGCACCGUUAAGAAGCUCUAAGCAAAGCUGAGAAGUGGUGAAGAAUUAGGCUCUUCUUCACUACACGGACGCUUUUCUCUUCUUUCCCUGAAAAUGAAUGGAAGUCCAGCCAAAGAACCUCUUCUUUCCAGUAAAGAAGAUGAAUUGGGAUGUCUCAAGAAGACAUCUUUAUUGAUAUCAUCAGCCAGAUGGAUUAUUAAAGGUGCUAUCUUGAUCAUUUUCAUAGCCUGGGCAACAUUUAUAUUUCUGUAUCCAUUGGAAGCCGUGAGUGACUGGUCUAGGAAAUGGAGCAAUGUUACGGCAGGAUCCUUGUUUGGACAUACUGGAAGUACUUUCCUUCUGUUUGGUGUCCCUAUUCUGAUCAUUGCAUUUCUAGCCAUUGCGUACCUUAUAAUCUCUGGGGAGGAGGAAUUUCCCGAGUUCAAGAAGAAGGUUUCUAAGAUUCCACGUUUCAGCUUAUGGACAUUUCCUGUGCUUGUUGAUGGCCCUUUUGGGGUUGUAUCAGCAGCAGAGAUGAUUGGGAUCCUUCUCUUCUCUUUGUACAUCAUCUGGGCUGUUUCUGUUUUUACGAUGAGAAAUUACGACUUAUUGUCCUCGUUUGAAUCACAAGGCUUUCCAUCGAAAGAUAAGCUUGCUUUGAUGCUAGAACUCACGGGCCUUCGCUUCGGAUUAAUUGGACAAAUGUGCUUGGCAUUUCUGUUCUUGCCAGUCGCAAGGGGGUCAGUUCUUCUUCGAUAUAUCCAUAUCCCUUUCGAGCAUGCAACCAGAUACCAUGUUUGGCUAGGACACCUCACAAUGUUGCUUUUUACUCUCCAUGGCCUCUUCUAUGUAGUUGGCUGGAAGAUGCAGGGGCGUCUCGCAGAAGAACUAAGGCAAUGGAGAAAUAUAGGCAUUUCCAAUUUUCCUGGAGUUAUCAGCCUUUUAGCUGGCUUGUUAAUGUGGGUGACAUCACUUCCUGGAGUGAGGAGAUGGAAUUUUGAACUAUUUUUCUACACGCACCAACUGUAUGUGGUCUUCGUCGUCUUCUUGGCCAUGCAUGUUGGUGAUUUCCUCUUCAGCAUGGCUGCUGCUGGAAUCUUCCUUUUCAUGCUUGAUCGUUUUCUAAGGUUCUGUCAGUCGCGCAGAACAGUAGACAUACUCUCAGCCACAUGCUUUCCAUGUGGUACAGUGGAACUAGUCCUCUCAAAACCUGCAAAUCUGCAAUAUAAUGCACUCGGUUGGGUUUUUCUUCAAGUUCGUGACCUAUCCUGGCUGCAGUGGCAUCCUUUCAGCGUCUCCUCCAGUCCCUUGGAUGGUAAACAUCAUCUUGCAGUUCUUAUUAAGGUUCUUGGGGGAUGGACUAAUAAACUAAAGGAGCAUAUCUUAAGUAUUUCUAAGGAUGGACCUGAUAAGCAGCAACGCUUGCAGCCUCAGUCCAGGAUAUCUGCCUCAGUAGAAGGGCCAUAUGGGCAUGAAUCGCCAUACCACCUUACGUAUGAAAACCUCAUUUUGGUAGCAGGUGGAAUUGGAAUUUCCCCAUUCCUGGCCAUCUUAAGUGACGUCCUGCACCACAUAAAGGAGGGAAAACCAUGUCUGCCGAAAAACAUUUUGAUAGUUUGGGCUGUGAAAAAAUCAGAUGAACUUCCACUUUUUCAGACAGUUGACAUGGAGUCCAUUUGUCCAUUCUUUUCUGAAGCACUUAAUCUUGAGGUUCAGACCUAUGUUACUCGAGAAUCAGAACCUCCAUUGGAAGAGGGCGAAAUUUACGAGCCUCCCAAUUUUUGUGCCUUCCACCAUUCAAAGAAAAGUGGAAUGUCUGUUUUGGUAGGCACUGGCAGCAUCAUAUGGCCUGGGAUGUACGUCAUCGUCUCUACAAUUGGCUUAGCUGUUCUUGUUGGCUUGCUAAAUGUGUUUUACAUAAAUCCCUUUAAUAUAACUUGCUGGUGGUACAAGGGGCUUCUGCUCGUAGCUUGCAUGAUUGCAAGCGUCCUCCUAUUUGGUGGUCUUGUGAUUGUCUUAUGGCAUCUCCGGGAUAGACAAACUUCAGUAGAGGAGCAAACCAAGGAUGCUGGGAAGAUUGGCAGUGUUCAGCAGAAUGGUCAUGCAACGCAUAAAAAUGUUGGCCAGGAAAAAUAUGUUAGUUCCAUUCUCUACGGUCAAAGACCAGAUUUUGGAGAAAUUUUUGGAUCAAUUUCAGAAAGCUGGGGAAGUGUGGAUAUUGGUGUGAUUGUUUGUGGACCUUCAACUCUUCAGACAAGUGUUGCUAGGGAAUGUAGAACUAAGAAUUUGAAGAGAAGAAAGAAUGAGCCAAUAUUCCAUUUCAACAGCCACAGCUUCGACCUCUAGUCACCAUCCCGUGCAUACUGUAUAAAUUUUCUGUAGCUGUAUGAUGUAUAGGAAGAAUAAGUCCUUUCGUAGGGACUUAAUUAUUAGCUUCUUGAUUGCACAUUACGGAUAUAUAAAUAGAUGCAUGUAUGUCUGAGUAUGAAGAUUAUGUAGCUAAACUAUUACCCCUACAGGGAUUAUAAAUAGAUGCAUGUAUACUUGAGUAUGACGAUUAUGUAGCUAAACUAUUACCCCUACAGGGAUUAUAUUGUUGUUCUAAAUUAGUUCGUUUAACCAAGUUAGCA